This is a messenger RNA of Carassius gibelio (silver crucian carp), 1405 nucleotides long. RefSeq names its product high mobility group-T protein-like. The record is from RefSeq and is a predicted model, not a curated record. The transcript is spliced from 5 exons. Gene Ontology annotation, biological process: regulation of transcription by RNA polymerase II. Gene Ontology annotation, molecular function: DNA binding, bending. NCBI's taxonomy places the organism in Eukaryota, Metazoa, Chordata, Actinopteri, Cypriniformes, Cyprinidae. Gene Ontology annotation, cellular component: nucleus. The coding region runs from base 172 to 786 and encodes 204 amino acids.
UCAGCCAAUCGCAGGAGUGUUCGCCAUGGCGGCAGCCAAUGGCAUGGAAGCCCUAUUGAGAGUAAUGCUAGAGGGUUGAGAGAGCAGACUACUGCGUAGACCUAUUACAUCCACAUACAGCCAUUGCAGUACAUUCACUAUCCAGACAAGACAGCGGAUAUUUAGGCAAAGAUGGGGAAGGAUCCAACAAAACCAAGAGGCAAAAUGUCCUCUUACGCAUACUUUGUCCAGACCUGCCGAGAGGAGCAUAAGAAGAAACACCCUGAGGCAACGGUCAACUUCUCUGAGUUUUCCAAAAAGUGCUCAGAGCGAUGGAAGACUAUGUCAGCUAAGGAAAAAGGGAAGUUUGAAGAUAUGGCCAAACAAGACAAGGUCCGUUACGAGAGGGAGAUGAAAAACUACAUUCCACCCAAAGGCGAGAAGAAAAAGAGGUUUAAGGACCCCAAUGCUCCCAAGAGACCCCCGUCUGCCUUCUUCAUUUUCUGCUCUGAGUUCCGACCCAAGGUGAAGGAAGAGACCCCUGGUCUCUCCAUUGGAGAUGUGGCUAAGAAACUGGGUGAGAUGUGGAACAAAACAUCAGCUGAGGAGAAGCAGCCAUUUGAGAAGAAGGCAGCCAAGCUGAAGGAGAAGUACGAGAAGGACAUCACCGCCUAUCGCUCCAAAGGCAAAGUGGGAGGUCCAGCCAAGGCCCCAUCCAAGCCAGACAAGGCUAAUGAUGAUGAUGACGAAGACGAUGAUGAUGAUGAUGAGGAAGAAGAUGAGGAAGAAGAUGACGAUGACGAGUAGAUAAAUAACAUUUAGAGACUAGCUUGUUGUCUAUAAAGCAUUUAACCCCCCUGUACACUUUACUGAGGCUAUAAAAUGGGUAAGAGAAAUAUACCACCACAACAUCAAAAAACCUGAAAGAAAAAAAUUAAAUAAGGCUGUGUAUAUGAUAUGUUUUUAAGCUGUACAGUUUCUUUUUUUUUUCCUGUUUUGUAUAGUUAACACUACAGAAGUGUCAUCUGUGUUUGUCUGAAUGCCCCAACCCUUAAUUUAGUUCUAAUUUUAAUUUCUUAAAAAUGGUUCCAACACCACUAUCCUUGCCCGGUACAGUUAAAAACAAAACAAAUGGGGGUUGUAAAAUUGUCUUUGGGUCAGUGGAGUUUUAGAUGUGCGCAGCACACAACCUAGUUUCAUGUGAGGUUGUAGUUCAUAUCUUAAUGUACUUUUUUUUUUCUCGUUUACACUUUUUCCAAAUCAGAUAUUAUCAUCAUUAGUAAACUGCCGUAUCAAAGUUAUUUUACUGUAUUUUCAAUACCACUGUAUUUGCAGAAAUGAUUUAAAAAAAUGUAAUUGUUUUGUUCUGGUAUGCUUCUGACAUCAAUAAACUUUUUUUUUUAAAUAAAGAAGUUGCUUUCACUUU